This is a messenger RNA of Dentiscutata erythropus, 1971 nucleotides long. Lineage: Eukaryota; Fungi; Glomeromycota; Glomeromycetes; Diversisporales; Gigasporaceae. The record is from the annotation of a GenBank genome assembly.
AUGUCUACAGAAUAUCUCAGCACAGAAGCGAAACUUUAUCCCGUUCCAAAACGGCUUUUAGACCCAUCUUUAAGUCCUACACCUCAUAUUAAUUCUAUCGAACAAUAUAAAAAGCUUUAUGAUGAAAGUAUUAAAAAUCCUAUAGGAUUUUGGGGAAAAAUCGCUAGAGAAACUCUUACUUGGGUUACACCUUUCCAAACUGUUUUUUCCGGAGGUUUUGAACAUGGUAAUAUCGCUUGGUUUCUUGAAGGUCGAUUGAACGCUGCUUAUAAUUGCGUAGAUAGACAUGCUAUUAAAAAUUCCGAUAAGGUUGCCAUAAUUUAUGAAGCUGAUGAACCUGGUCAGGAUCGAAAAAUUACAUAUGGUGAACUUUUACGUGAUGUUUGCCGUUUCGCCAAUGUAUUGAAAGCUCAUGGUGUAAAAAAAGGUGAUAUUGUCACCAUUUAUAUGCCAAUGACUCCAGAAGCUGUUGUUGCUUUCUUGGCAUGUGCUCGUUUAGGUGCUGUACAUUCUGUAGUAUUUGCCGGUUUUUCUGCUGAAUCUUUACGUGGUCGCAUUCAAGACGCAUCUAGUAAAUUUGUCAUCACUGCUGAUGAAAGUCGUCGUGGUGGAAAAACUAUUAAUAUAAAAAAUAUUGUGGACGAUGCGUUAAAAGAAUGUUCUACUGUUGAACGAGUUUUUAUUUUCCGUCGUACUAGCUCAGAAGUUUCGAUCAUUACUCCUCGUGAUGUAUGGUGGCAUGAAGAAAUUGAAAAAUACCGUCCUUAUUGUUCUCCAGAAAUUGUCAAUGCAGAGGAUCCACUUUUUUUACUUUAUACUUCCGGAUCAACUGGAAAACCAAAGGGAAUUCUUCAUACUACUGCUGGUUAUUUAUUAAGUGCGGCAACCACAUUCAAAUAUGUUUUUGAUUAUCAUGAAGGUGAUACCUUUGCCUGUAUGGCUGAUAUUGGUUGGGUUACCGGUCAUACUUAUAUCAUCUACGGUCCAUUGGCAUGUGGAGGUACUACAAUCUUGUUUGAAUCAACGCCUCUUUAUCCUACACCAAGUCGAUAUUGGGAAGUUGUUGCCAAGCAUAAGAUUACACAUUUUUAUACUGCACCGACUGCUAUUCGUUUAUUACGUAGAUUUGGUCGUGAACAUAUUGAUUGUCAUGAUCUUUCAAGUUUAAGAAUUAUCGGAUCAGUUGGUGAACCUAUUGAUCCCGAUUCUUGGAAGUGGUAUAAUGAAGUUGUUGGAAGAAAUGUUUGCUCAGUAAUUGAUACUUAUUGGCAAACAGAAACUGGUUCAACAAUUAUUUCACCAUUACCCUGCGCCAUUUCAUCAAAACCUGGUUCUGCGACUUUACCCUUCUUUGGUAUAGAUCUUGCUGUAUUGGAUUCAACUACUGGUGGAGAGAUAAAAACAACGGAAGCAGAAGGUGUUUUAGCCAUACGACAACCUUGGCCAUCAAUAGCACGCACAAUUUACAAUGACCAUAAUCGAUAUUUUAAUACAUAUUUAAAGCCCUAUAAAGGUUAUUACUUUACAGGUGACAGUGUUACUCGAGAUCGUGAUGGUUAUUAUUGGAUUCGUGGACGUGUAGAUGAUGUUAUCAAUGUAUCAGGUCAUAGAUUAUCAACAGCAGAAAUCGAGUCAGCUUUAAUUUUUCAUCCUUCGGUUGCCGAAGCAGCUGUUAUUGGAGUACCUGAUGAUUUAACAGGACAAAGUAUACAAGCUUUUGUCACUUUGAAACCAAAUUGUAGUACAGAUGUAAAUGAUCUAAUCUUACAAGUACGUAAGGUUAUUGGUCCAUUUGCAGCACCCAAAAAGAUUUAUAUUGUUUCUGAUCUUCCAAAGACUAGAAGUGGAAAAAUUAUGAGACGUAUUUUAAGAAAGAUUAUUUGUGAUGAAAUUGAUCAAUUAGGAGAUUUAAGUACUUUGUCAGAUCCUAAUUUGAUAAAUAUUCUGGUUGACAAAGUAAAUAAUUCAUAG